AUGGCGUCCACUGCUGAUCCUGAGACCUUCACGUUGUUCUCAAACGCCUCUGGCUGCGACACACUGUACGCCCACCGCGCCUAUGCCAAGGUCCUCAUGCCCCUGUUCUAUUGUGUGGUGUUCCUGGUGGGGCUCUCCGGGAACUGCCUCGCCCUUUACGUCAUCCGUCCCAACCUGAAGAAAAUGAACUCCACAACUCUGUACUCCCUCAACCUGGUCAUAUCCGACAUCCUGUUCACUCUCUCGCUCCCAGUGAGGAUUAUAUACUAUGGCAUGGGCUUCCACUGGCCUCUAGGGGAAGCCGUAUGCAAAAUCUCUGGUCUUCUCUUCUACAUCAACACUUACGCUGGGGUGAAUUUCAUGACUUGUCUGAGUAUCGAUCGUUUCAUAGCAGUAGUUUUGCCUUUACGCUUUGCAAAGCUAAGAAAAGUAAGCCACGUGCGCUACAUCUGUCUGGGUGUCUGGCUGCUGGUUCUUGGUCAAACUCUCCCAUUGCUCAGUAUGAAUAUGACCAACGUGGAAGCGGACGGUUAUGUCACAUGCAUGGAGUACCCCAAUUUUGAGAAAGUCGACCAUAUUGCCACUGUAUUGAUAGGCGCUGUGUUUCUUGGUUAUGUCAUCCCUGUUUGUACAAUCCUAGUGUGUUAUUCUAUUCUCUGUUACAAGCUUCACUUCACAGCCAAAUCCAACCAUCUUACUGAAAAGUCUGGACGAAGCCGCAAAGCCAUCGGCGUCAUCGUCUGCGUCUCUCUUGUGUUCGUCGUCUGCUACAGCCCCUAUCACAUUGACCUCCUUCAGUACAUGAUCCGUAAGCUUGCCCUCACACCCAGCUGUGCCGAGCUGACCUCCUUCCAAAUCUCUCUGCACAUCACGGUCUGUCUGAUGAACUUGAACUCCUGCCUGGACCCGUUCAUUUACUUCUUUGCCUGUAAAGGAUACAAAGGCACUCUGCUCAAGUUGCUCAAGCUGCAUGCCAGUGUGUCCUUCUCCAGCGCUGGGAGGACUUCUCCUGAAGGAUCCAACGGAAACAAGAUCCAGCUAAACAGUUCGACGCUGUGUUCGGCAACUGAAAGGCUAACUCCGGGAGACCGCAGAUCUGUGAAAUAUGCCUGA
Messenger RNA from Knipowitschia caucasica, 1113 nucleotides. NCBI's taxonomy places the organism in Eukaryota, Metazoa, Chordata, Actinopteri, Gobiiformes, Gobiidae. The record is from the annotation of a GenBank genome assembly.